Messenger RNA from Mycena indigotica, 1011 nucleotides. RefSeq names its product putative chitin binding protein. The record is from RefSeq and is a predicted model, not a curated record. The transcript is spliced from 8 exons. Bases 1 to 1011 code for a protein of 336 amino acids. NCBI's taxonomy places the organism in Eukaryota, Fungi, Basidiomycota, Agaricomycetes, Agaricales, Mycenaceae.
AUGGUUUCCCUCCUUGCUCUCGUCCCUCUUUUGGCACUUGCCCAGUUACCUGGCGUUCUCGGUCAUGCCCUGGUCACUAGCCCCGCAAUCCGUGCUCCUGGCCCUGCCUUCCAAGAAGCCUGCGGGACCACAUCGUUCAACGCUGUCACAAAUAUUCCUGAUGGCCACAUUGAAGAGCAGGAACCAGUUACACCAGGCUGCGAGCUGACUCUAUGCCGUGGAAUGCUGUUCGAAGAUCAACCCAGCACCAACGUCCUCAAAGUCAAGCCACUGCAGAAGAUGCAAAUGGCUGUGGACUGCACCAUUCCACACGGAGGGCCUGCUAAUGUUUCCCUCGUAGACACGACCGUUGGCGGGGCUGGCGAGAUUGUUGGCUCUUUCCUCAAGACAUUUGACGACUUUUGCCCCACAACUGGUGCGAUUCCAGCAGAUCAGUCCACCCUCCAGUACACACUUCCUGAUGCGGCCACUAUUGGUACCAAGUGUCGCCGCCCUGGAGAAUGUGUCGUCCAACUGUUCUGGGCCACCCCCGGGCUUGAUCAGAACUACUACUACUGCGUGGACGUUGUCAUGGCUGCUGCGAAGCGAGCUUCUGCGACGAAAAAGAUAACUGCGGCCACUAAGAAAGCUACAGCCACCAAAAAGGUCGUUGCGAGCAAAAAAGCUACUCUCGCUGCUCCAACCAUCACGCGCGCGGUCCUUGCGCCAACUUUGAAGGCUCCGGCGGUGGCCAAAAAGCUCACUUCGGUUCGCGUCGCCGCUAAGCCAGUUCAAACUCCCCCAGCGGUCGUCGUGGAAGCGCCAGUGGUUGAUGUAGAGGAGCCAGUGGUUGAUGUAGAAGAGCCAGCGGUCGAUGUUGAAGAAACGACAGUAGAACCAGUUGUGGAUGUCGAAGAAACGACGGUUGACGAAGCGGCACUCGAAAGACGGUAUGCCAAUGCUGGAGUGAGGGAAACGGUGCUGAACGGGUGGAUCGUGCUAUCGCUAAUCCUGGGUUUUGUUUUGUACUGA